UUAGAAGGCGGCAAUUAAUUUAUGGGUCCACUUGUAGAAAAAGUAAAGGUGUCCGAAUAUUUAGUUGUUUGGGCUCGUAGUAUCCAAUCUUCUGAUCACCCCUCUCAGUUUAUCGAUACAAUAGUCGCUUCUUGGCGCAGCAGUGGCAACAUGGCAGUCACGUGAUUUUUGACAGCAAACUGACACGCGACAGGUAAGAUUCAAAAUCAAUUUUUCAUUGGGGUUUACGUUUUGUGGAUGUGUUAAUUCGUAGAGCUUUUUAAGAAAUAAGCUUAAUUAAUUGAUUUAUAGAAUUACUGUAUUACAUAAUUCUCCAGCGCGUAGGAAGCAGAUAUUAAGCUUACGAUGUAGUUUACUGUGCAGUUAGAUUAGUAAUAGAAUACUGUCAUGUCAUAAUCCGCUGAUAAAAAACGGACAAAGAAUCGAAUGAUCCAUUUGGCAGAAAGAGAUCAAGCAUGCAGGAGAAAAUCGGUUUUAUCGCAAAAUGAAAUCCAAUCUGUCGUCUACAAACAUAGCAGCAUAUGAUAAGCAAGAGAGUGUAAUUACUGAUAAAUCUGUGAGUCCUUCUUCCAGCCCUAGGAGCAGCCCUAGGCCCUCCCCUAGACCGCAGAAUAAACGAGACCAUUCCAAAUCUGAUUCACUUUUAGCUGUUAAUUAUAAUAAGGAACCUCACAAUACAAAGCAGGAUGGAUCUCCUUCGGAAAACGAUUUUUUGAAAGUAUGUGGAUAAAAGACAUAGAGAACUGAAAGAACAAGCCAUCAAAGAAAAAAUCAACUCAUUUGCUCAAACGGUUUUUGAGUUGUAGAUGUAAUUUGACAAAUAUUUUGGCAAAACCACGCCUCCCGCUGACCACUCCCACGGCGGAAGAUUAUUGGCCCUAUUUAAGACAGGUGCGUCGUUUGCCAUGCUGACUAGUUACCGUGUUGCCACGCGUGUGAUUUAUUCUUUGAGUACAUAAGUGUUGUAGCUGUGAUUAUUUUCAUUGUUUUAA
This is a messenger RNA of Acanthoscelides obtectus, 992 nucleotides long. Lineage: Eukaryota; Metazoa; Arthropoda; Insecta; Coleoptera; Chrysomelidae. The record is from the annotation of a GenBank genome assembly.